Molecule: messenger RNA, 1039 nt
Organism: Ostrea edulis (European flat oyster)
Lineage: Eukaryota; Metazoa; Mollusca; Bivalvia; Ostreida; Ostreidae
Product: C-type lectin domain family 17, member A-like
Exons: 4
Coding region: 80-712 (210 amino acids)
Molecular function (GO): signaling receptor activity
Source: RefSeq, a predicted model, not a curated record
AACCCCCAGGGAAUUUUACACACAGGCGAACGAAGGAGUCAGCAGGUUGAGUGUAGGUCGCGACCGUGCUUAUGACGGUAUGACGUCAGUGAACACGCAAUAUUAUGUUACAAAACUGCAAGGAGUAAAUUUUUCCACGUGUGUUCGAACUUGCCUCUUACAUUCACGUGACUGUGCUGCCCUUCUGUACAGUGAAACCCUGUUAUACUGCAGCCUCCUAAAGUGUCACCUCAACGAUAAACUGGUCAUCAACAACACAGAGGGAGACGAUUGGGAAUACUGGAGAAACAGCCAGGCUUGUGAAGAAGGUUGGACCCCGUUCGCCGGGCAUUGCUAUUUCUCCAACGAAACAAAAUCAACGUGGGACGAUGCUGAGAAUUUCUGCGAUCUUCAGGACUCGUACCUGAUUGAGAUGAAUUCCCCCGAGGAGAACACCUGGGUCACGGAAUCUUUCCUUCUACCAGAUCCCGGGGCUGAAGAAGAGUGCGAAAACUCUCGGCGUUGUAGUUGUUGGAUUGGCGCAUUGUACCACGCAUCUUCCGGCGGAUAUAUAUGGGAUCACAGCGGUAGUGAAAUGGUGAUACCAGAAUGGGAAGAGGGCAAACCUAACAACGCUACCGGAAAUCAGGAAUGUGCAAGUCUCGGGCCGUCUGGCCAAGCAAACGACAGAAAAUGCCUUCAGUUACUUAAAUUUGUUUGUGAGAAGGAUUAAGAAACAUGGAAACAAACAUUUCUUUUCCUUACAGUGGUAUCAUGCUACAGUCCAAAUUGCGGCUCAUUGGCGGUGAUUGCUAGCUUUACUUUGAUUUUAAUAUGUUAAGUUUUAAGUUUGAUUUUGAUUGAUCUUUCCUCAGCAGAGUCUUAAACUUUUAUCUUGCUUACUAGUGUUUUUCCUACGUACCUAGCCCCACUUGUGGUGUCUCCGGGGGGUCCAUAUUUGCCCUAAUCUCAGUUUGGUAUUUCUUAUGAGGUUGAUUACUGCUCGUUAUUGUCACUUUUUAAUCUUAUUGAAUUACAUGUAAAAAAAAAAAAAAAUAAA